Botrytis sinoallii is the source of this 1263-nucleotide messenger RNA. RefSeq lists its product as uncharacterized. The transcript has 3 exons. The record is from RefSeq and is a predicted model, not a curated record. Gene Ontology annotation, cellular component: endoplasmic reticulum membrane. Gene Ontology annotation, molecular function: GTPase activator activity. NCBI's taxonomy places the organism in Eukaryota, Fungi, Ascomycota, Leotiomycetes, Helotiales, Sclerotiniaceae. Gene Ontology annotation, biological process: positive regulation of GTPase activity; endoplasmic reticulum to Golgi vesicle-mediated transport. The coding region runs from base 1 to 1263 and encodes 420 amino acids.
AUGGAGUCUAAUGAGAAUCCCAUUAAGAGAGAGAAGUCCUCGGCAAGCUCCUCAAGAGCCUCGUCCCGCUCCCCCUCGCAUUCCAUCAAAGUGAAGCAACCACGAGAGCCUACCGAAAAGGAAGUAAAGAUCUUGGAGGCAUGCAAAUGGAGAGAUUUGGAUACGAUUAGAGAAUUGGCAACAUCGAAAGAUGGCUUGGUCUCAGAUGAAGUUCGUCGUCAAGCGUGGCCUAUACUCCUCGGUUGUGACAAUGAACACGGCGACACAAAGGGCGAUUUGACUAGCUGGAGGGAACUGCCAAAGCAUGGGGACGAGGACCAGGUUGCGCUGGAUGUCAAUCGGUCUUUCAUAUACUAUCCAAAUGAUCAAACCUCGAAAGAGAUCGGCCAUAGGAAGGAAGAACUAUCUGACCUCAUCAUCGAAGUCCUACGUCGCAAUCCUUAUCUCUGCUACUUCCAAGGUUACCACGAUAUCUGCCAAGUACUCCUUCUUGUUCUCCCACCUGCUACUCGCACCCCCUCUGUUGCCCGGCUUUCCGCACUUCGAAUUCGCGACUUCAUGCUUCCAACACUAUCCCCAGCUCUCGCACAACUUCGCCUUAUUCCAUCCAUCAUAAAUACUGUCUCUCCUGCUCUUCGCACUCAUCUCUCACAAACCCAACCAUUCUUUGCUCUCUCUGGCACCCUUACAAUGUACGCGCAUGAUAUACAAGAGUAUGGUGAUAUCGCUCGACUUUUCGACGUUUUAUUGGCACGAGAGACUGUCUUUUCCGUCUAUAUGUUUGCACAAAUUGUUCUCUCACGCUCCGAAGAGCUUUUCGAGACACCCGCCGAUGAACCGGAAAUGUUACAUUCUAUACUUUCGAAACUACCUAAACCUCUCGAUCUCGAAUCUCUCAUUUCCAAUACAGUCAAGUUAUUUGAGGAGCAUCCACCUGAAACUUUACCCUCCUGGAGAUCGAUAUCUUCAUCUAGCGUCCUCAAAACCGCUCGUUGGUCUGAUCAGAUCACAAAACAGAGCCUUUCAGAUGGCCAGAGGUAUUUCGUGGAACAAGUCAAGGAAUUACAGUGGGCUGCAAAGCGUGACGAAUUGUUAAAGAUGAUGUGGAGAUACAGACGGCCUGCUAAGGCUAUUGGUAUUGCAGUUUUGGUCGGAAUUUUCUCAUAUCAUUGUUUACCUAGGUCGAAUGUAGUAGGAAGACGCUGGACGUCUAUAUUUGGGGUCUUUUGGGAAUUACUGGGCGGGGGUUACAAUGGCUAUUGA